AUGUGGUCUCUGCGUAGUAUCUUCUUCUUGAUCUGUGGUCAUAAUUUACUCUUUGUUGAAGUCAUAUUUUUGUCGACUGAGACAUUUAUUUUGUAGUUUUGGUACCUAGAUUAUUAAUAAAGACGUGCUCAAAUUAAUAAUUUUGAUUGUUUUUGAAACAUUAAUUGCAUGUUGUGAUAAGGCUAGUAAUUUUAAUUAAGAAAAUCUUCAAAAUUAUUUUCACUUUUGUGACAUUUAGUUGCCGUCUUCAUUAGCUCGUGCAAAUGGAUGAUUCUGUGGUUUCUCCAGGUAAUAAAAUGGCAGACUCAGCGUCUGAAAGUGAUUCGAGCUCUCUAGAUGGAGGAGCAAUGCUUCCUCCAAGUACGAUUUCUCGUGAUCAGCUACAAAAACGGAUUGAAUCUCUUCAACAACAAAAUAGAGUGCUUAAAGUGGAAGUUGACACUUACAAACUACGUGUAAAAGCUCUUCAAGAAGAGAAUCGUGCUUUGAGACAGGCUUCAGUUUCUAUACAAGCUAAAGCUGAGCAGGAAGAAGAAUAUAUUUCAAAUACAUUACUUAAGAAGAUUCAAGCUUUGAAGAAAGAGAAAGAAACCUUAGCUCACCACUAUGAAAGAGAGGAAGAAUGUCUCACAAAUGACCUGUCCAGGAAAUUGAAUCAGUUACGCCAAGAAAAAUGUCGCUUAGAGCAGACACUUGAACAAGAGCAAGAAUGCUUAGUGAACAAAUUAAUGCGUAAAAUUGAAAAACUUGAAGCUGAAACUUUGGCAAAGCAAACUAAUUUGGAAAGACUUCGUAGAGAAAAGGUUGAAUUGGAGAACACUUUAGAACAGGAGCAGGAAGCUCUUGUGAAUAGACUUUGGAAAAGGAUGGACAAACUUGAGGCUGAAAAACGAUCUUUACAAAUCAGGCUAGAUCAACCAGUGUCAGAUCCUGCAAGUCCUAGGGACAUAAGUAAUGGGGAUACUGCAUCAAACCUUAGUAAUCAUAUCCAAACACUACGCUCUGAAGUGGUAAAGUUAAGAAAUCAAUUGGCGGUAUCUCAAAAUGAAAACAAAGAGAAAAUGCACCGUUUUGCCUUAGAAGAGAAACACAUCCGGGAAGAGAACCUUCGCUUGCAACGUAAACUGCAGCAAGAGGUAGAACGUCGUGAGGCUCUAUGUCGACAUCUCUCCGAAAGUGAGUCGUCCUUGGAAAUGGAAGAGGAAAGGCAGUUCAAUGAAGCACUGAGUGCUCGGUCACGCAGCGUAUCUUCACCGGGUGGUUCCCGGCCGCUGUCUCCUUAUGCACAACCGUUGUUGCCGAACGCGGCCGGCAUGCGCACCGCCCUGCAUCUCAACUCGCAGUCAUGGCGACCGAGCGACCGUUUUGUAAAGCCGGCGGUACCGGGUGCGGGCCCUGUCUUAGUCCGAGGCGGUCCGAUGGAGGCGCCCGCGCCCCCCGCCCCCAUCGCCGCGUCGAUGCCUGCGCCCCCUGCUCCCGCCCCCCUCGCCGCCCCCGCACCCGCCAUGCCGCAACCUACCAGCCCAAUGGACAUCUCUUCCAAGGAUUAAGUGCAUUCAUCUAUGUAAGACCGUUAUCAGGGCCGGAUUUACCACGUAGCAAAAGUAGCAAACGUUACGGGCCCCGCGCAAUUCGAGCCAUGCUUUUCAGAGCCAAUUAAUUAAUUUUACAAGUUAGUGUCAAAAAUGC
This is a messenger RNA of Diatraea saccharalis (sugarcane borer), 1689 nucleotides long. The record is from the annotation of a GenBank genome assembly. Lineage: Eukaryota; Metazoa; Arthropoda; Insecta; Lepidoptera; Crambidae.